Triticum turgidum subsp. durum (durum wheat) is the source of this 780-nucleotide messenger RNA. The record is from the annotation of a GenBank genome assembly. Lineage: Eukaryota; Viridiplantae; Streptophyta; Magnoliopsida; Poales; Poaceae.
AUGUCGACCGCCGCGGCUAACUGGUGCUACGCAACCGUAGUCGCGCCCCGUGCCCGCUCCUCCACCAUCGUCGCCAGCCUCGGCACCCCCGCGCCCUCCAACUCCUCCUCCUUCCGCCCCAAGCUCAUCAGGAACACCCCCGUCCAGGCCGCCCCCGUCGCACCCGCAUUGAUGGACGCCGCCGUGGAGCGCCUCAAGACCGGGUUCGAGAAGUUCAAGACCGAGGUCUACGACAAGAAGCCCGAUUUCUUCGAGCCCCUCAAGGCCGGCCAGGCGCCCAAGUACAUGGUGUUCGCGUGCGCCGACUCCCGUGUGUGCCCCUCGGUCACCCUGGGCCUGGAGCCCGGCGAGGCCUUCACCAUCCGCAACAUCGCCAACAUGGUCCCCUCCUACUGCAAGAACAAGUACGCCGGUGUUGGAUCGGCCAUCGAAUACGCCGUCUGUGCUCUCAAGGUUGAGGUCAUCGUGGUGAUUGGCCACAGCCGCUGCGGUGGAAUCAAGGCUCUGCUCUCACUCAAGGAUGGCGCAGACGACUCCUUCCACUUCGUCGAGGACUGGGUCAGGAUCGGCUUCCCGGCCAAGAAGAAGGUGCAGACUGAGUGCGCCUCCAUGCCUUUCGAUGACCAGUGCACCGUCCUCGAAAAGGAGGCAGUGAACGUGUCCCUCCAGAACCUCCUGACCUACCCGUUCGUCAAGGAGGGUGUGUCCAACGGAACCCUCAAGCUGGUCGGCGGUCACUACGACUUCGUCUCCGGCAAGUUCGAGACAUGGGAGCAGUGA